Messenger RNA from Ornithodoros turicata, 4844 nucleotides. RefSeq lists its product as uncharacterized. Gene Ontology annotation, biological process: protein processing. Gene Ontology annotation, cellular component: plasma membrane. The transcript has a single exon. Bases 114 to 4811 code for a protein of 1565 amino acids. Gene Ontology annotation, molecular function: metalloendopeptidase activity. The record is from RefSeq and is a predicted model, not a curated record. NCBI's taxonomy places the organism in Eukaryota, Metazoa, Arthropoda, Arachnida, Ixodida, Argasidae.
GCUGGAAAACAAAGAAGACAUUCGAACGCAACGAACCCAACGCUUGGACGAAGAAGAAGCAGAAGGAAGAAGCAGGAAGAAAUCAGCCAUAGCAAUAACGAUCGUGCGAGGACAUGGACCUCGAAGAACCCGUUGACACUGUGACCCGUCCGUCAGUCUCUACGGUUAGCAAUGAUGAACAAACCUGGCCUACCCCGAGAUUCCACAGCAGCGAAUCCCUGCUCUUGCACCCAGGAGGGGAUCACCUUCAGCUCGACAAGAUUAUACAAAAGAAACUGAGCCUCACUCAAGCCUCACCGGUCGACGACCAAAUGAACCACUUGGAGCAAGCUAUACUUGUGCAGCAAAAUCGCUCCGAAAGUUACCGCAGCGAUUCUGAAGUCACGGAGGACGCCGCUGUCGAUGAGCCUCAAAAACUUGUCAUUGGUAUUCGUAGGAAGAAGGAUGGAAGGAAAAAGUCCCCAACUGUUUUGAGCAUAGCGCUGGGAGACGAUGGUUCUCUGCAGUUGACGCAGGGCUCUGAAAGCACCGACGCAAGCACAGCUGAAAACGGAGUGCAACAGAAAGAAUCAAGCCCCGGGGACAAGAAAGUGAAAUUCCAAGAUGAUGGUCUCGAUACGAGCGAGGAAUCCUCACGAUCACAGGGAGCCGCAAAAAAAGGCAAGAAACGAAAUAAAAGUGGGAGCGAUGAGGAUGAUCGCGGACGACGUCGAGGCAAGAAGCGUGACCGUGAUAGCGAAGAGGACAGUGACAAGGAGGACGGCAGCGACCGUCGCAGAGGUAGAGGCAGAGGUCGAAGUCGAGGUGGCCGUGGUAGGGGUCGUGGCAAAAAUCGCUCCAGAGACCGAGCCAGUGAUAAAGAUGAGGAAGACAGCGGCCGUGGUAGAGCUCGUGGUCGUGGUCGGGGCAGGAACCGCGCCAGAGACCGAGCAAGUGAUAAAGAGGACGAGGAAGGCAGCGAGAGUAAUAGAGGUCGUGACCGUGGCAGGAGCCGCAACAAAGACGGUGAUGAGGACGAUGAUAGUGGACGCACUAAAGGUCGGAAACGUGGGAAAAACCGUGUCGAAGACAGCGAUGAAGACGCUGAGAGUGGACAAACCAGAAGUCGUGGUCGUGACAAACCUGGUAAGCGAGAUCGGAGUAAGGACCGCAACAGAGACAAGGACGAAGAGGAAGACACCAUGACCAAGAAGAGGUCGCGAGGAAUUGAAAACGAUGAUGAUGAAGGUUCUCCACGUGAUAAGAAAUCCAAGAAAGUGGUGUCAGCCUCGGAAUUAUCGAGUAGCAGGUACAAGAUGUUCGAGCCCACGAGCGUCAUAACGAUUAAUAAGCGCGGCGAUAUUCUUUCACCGGAAGAACUCUCCGUGGAAAUUGCAGAGCGAGAGGACUCUUCCGAGAAGUUCAAAAGAAGGACCUUCCUGGACGGCAAAGAGGUAUCUAUCCCAGAAAAGAAGAAGAAGAAGAAAAAGAAGAAAGUAACGAAGCCAAUCGUAAGAACGGCGUCAGUUCCCAUACAGACCCCGUCAACAGAAUGGCAGAUGGGAAGAAUUGACUCUGGAUUUUCUUGGAGUGCAACGGCUCCGCCGACACCGCCGAGAAGAACCGGCGCAUUCAAGAACGAAAAACGAAAGCCACAAAGUGAGUUGAAAAACUCCAAGGCUACUCUAGACUCUUUGCUUUCGACUCUGCCAACCGAGCCUCAGUUCGUUGUCAAAAGAUGUGAGCGUCACAAACGCGAUUACGUUGUGAUGAUGCCAAGCUACACAGAAUCUCCUCUGUAUUACCCCAGUGUAACUGCGAUAACGAGACAGCCUCCAAACUAUAUGGAAGAUAUCAAAAGGAUGACACGCAGGCCGCCACCAAGGAUGCAAAGCAACCCAUCGGAACGGCCGCGACCUUCGGCUUUGCGAGUCUUAAGAAAUGAAGGCGAUUUGUGGAUCGAACAGGUACCGCUUGACCAUGUACGUUCUACUCAGAGAACAAGGGGACGAACUAUGUCGCUGGAAAGAGAUCCCGAUCCCGUAUGUACUUGCUCAAGAGAGGACCCGAGCGGCAUAACGGAUGUACCGUCUCGGGCAGCACGCAAUAUACAAAUAAGGAGGCGACCGAGAUCGUCUCCAACACCAACUAGAAUGACUGUAAAACGGUCUCUAGGGCCUAAGACGACAGAAUCAAGCGAAACGACAAACCUGUCAGACAGCCAGCUUUCGGAGGAGCCUGACAUCCACAUCCACAUCUCGAGACCCAAGAGACCCAAGACGAAAACGAAACCCAAAGACGAGAAAGACGUAGGUGACUCCCCGCCUAGAAAGACAAAGAAGGGGAAGAAAUCAAAAACAGAUGACGAAUCUCCUAAGAAAGGAAGAGACGAUGAUGAAGUACAAGCCUACAUGUUCCAUACCUAUCAAGGAAGAAAGGGAGGAGUGUCGCAAGUUAGCUUUGUCGGUCCAUGGAAGGCUCUAAGCCUUGACACAGCUCAAAAAUGUGUGCAAGACGAUGAGAAAUUGAUGCAGUCAAGCACGGCGUCAUUCGAAAACAAUUUUACGAGAAAUGAGCCUCAUAAGCCUGAAGGAGUUAGUGAUUCCUGUCCUCUUCCGACACUCGGCCACACACAGCAAGAAGCUAUCAGCAAGACACGCCUUCGAGACAAGCCAUAUAUUUCGUCGACCACCAUAUUUGACUACCAGUCGGCAGAGUCACUUUUGUCCUCCAACAGGGUGCACCAGCUGAGUCGCGUUCUAAAGUCCCGCAAGGUGAUUGCGUAUCCAUCGCUCGUCUUGGUGGCUCUGGCACUAAUAACUGGAAUGACGGCAGUGUUUCUGCCCAGCAACGUCAGGUACCCUGUCAGCAGUAACCCCAGUCUCCAGCGUGUUUACAGUCACUCGACGAACAUCACUGACAAGGACUUGUCGACGACAGCAGAGAGCUCAGGUGAAAAUGACGUCUGUGAUACAGCUUGGUGUCAAGAGGACGGUGCGUAUCUAAAAGAACUAAUUUCGUGGGAUCUAAAUCCGUGCGACGACUUCUACCGUUUCGUAUGUAGUCGGUGGAGAAGCAGUAUCCGUGAAACGCAUUAUGGUGGAAGCGUUCAGGAUGACCUUGUACAUUUGUUGGAGACCAAGGUCAUGCAUUUAUUGCAGCGCUCCGAUAUCCCUGAGGAACUGUCAAUGUCGAAAGCGAUUUUCAAGGAGUGCUUGGACUUCCACAAGAAGAGCAGUGAGGACUGGGGCGAUAUGCUGGAGUUACUGUGGAUGGCAAAACUGGACGGAUUUCCGUUCACUUCAACGCCGGAUAACAUAUCCGUUUGGGGUGUGGCAGCAAGGCUUUUACGGCUGUCAGGGACAGAGACGCUGCUCAGCAUCCGGACAGUUCGAAAUCCAUACAACAGAAAUGGAGCCAUAAUCGCGGUCGGAGCCGCGGAGCCCUUGUCCCCAUUCCCUGGCGAUGUCCAGAGAACCACUGGGUUCUACAAUGCCGCUGCCUACGUCGCGAUGAAGACGGUGAGGAAGGAAGGGAACGCUUCACUCUACUCUCUUGACGUCGCAAACUUUGCUGCCAGGUUGGAGUUGCUCUCUUCCAACAGGACGCUAUUGGUGGGUCCUAAUCAAAUAGACACGUUGAGAGGUAGACCGGAGCUGAUGGCGUUCGUCUCCGAGAUAUUCACUACGGGUGAUUCUCCCUUGUACGCUGGGGCGUUCACUGACAUCCUACUGUUGUGUCCCGACUACUUGAACGAAGUUUUAAGUCUCAUGACCAAGGCGGAGAUGCGUGCUGUGUUGAAUUAUUUCGGAGUACGGCUUAUGGUAGAAAUGUCAGCUUUCUCACCGAGUUCAGGAACGUCCUUGGCCGAUGCCUUGGCGCAGCACCUGUACGGCGCCUCGUUACGAGCGUUGCCUCGCUGGAAGUUGUGCGUGCGCAUGACUGAACGCGCUACGCCUCUCCUUUUCUUGCACGCUGUACAGAUCGUGACCAGCAGAAACAUAUCUGAUCUCCGUGACAUCGUUCAUCACUUGGAAAUAUCGCUGGACAAGCUGGGCAUCCUGGGUGAAGAGUCCAGAAGAGAAGCAUGGGAGAGUCUUAACCAGACCAGGAUUGCCCUGUUCCACCCGUCCUGGCUUACUGACAGGACAAAGCUCAAGGAAUAUGUGAGCACAUUCCCGAAGAUGUUCGAAGGAAAAAGUUUACGAUCAUUUUACAAUAUUCGUAGCCACAGCUUUUAUCGUGCUGUGCGCGAAGAUCCCGACAACCAAUGGCUGGGCUCUGCUUUCGACCUUGACUGCCGUACGGACGUGGACACUAUCUACGUUCCUACGCUGCUGAUCAAUGUAACGCUUCUCAACCUUAGUGGGCGUUUUGAGCUUCCGUACGCCGGAACGCGUAUCUUCCGGUGUCUACUGCGGCUCAUACUCCGCAACGUCCGAUUGAGCCGGGCAGAGAAACGACGCUGGUGGCCGGACCUUGGUCAUUCGUACUUAGGGAGCGCACUUGUGUGCAUUGAGCGAUACGGAAUACAGAAGACGGAUUCCUUGGCCCUUCUGGAGUCAACGGCGGCACUAGAGCCCGCCGUGGAAUUGUUCUUGCAGGGACGAAAGAGGCGUUUCUCAACAUUGCGAAAGUUGGAGGUGGACCAGCUCUUUUUCGUGUACUACGCGCGCGGGACUUGUCUUGAGGGCAAUGUCUCCGCUGCCAUAGCCCAGCAGGUGAAUAUACCGCUGUGGAACAACCGCCUCUUUCAGGAGAUGUUUCGGUGCUCCGUUGGUACGCGAAUGAACCCUUCCAAGAAGUGUCCCCUCUGGCGAGAUACCCGUUAAGCCGGUGUUAUGUGAUAAUAAAUGCUGUCCUCA